GUUCGGGCUUGUCGGUCGCAAUCAACCAGUCGCUCCUGGCAGUGGUUCCACGAUUCGGUCGUUGUCCUAGUCUACCAAGUGUCCCUCACCAAUACAGCUCCAAGGGCUGACCCCCGGGGGUUACGGAAACCUAAACUAACACAUAAGCAACAAUAAUAAUAGCAACAACAUCCCAGCCGCAGCAGCAGUAGCAUUCAAGUCUGGUUCACUGUUGAAGGAAAUUACAGUGGUGAGAGUGUUUAUGGUUGAAGUUUGGGAUUCAAGAAGGAAGGGUGAUAAAUCUCUGUGCGAAUAUUGCUGUAGAACCAACGACAAGUUUAUGGGUUAGAUGAAUUCUGUGCUCUUCUUCCAUCUGAACCACAUUGUACCCAGGGAAACCGCGGAUGAUGGCUGAUUUUUUACGUAUGCAGUGUGAAUUCUGGCAGCGAUGCAUUCGCGUGUAGAUAUGUGAAUUAGAGUUGUGCUGCUGGGUACACUUCUCCUGAUUGAGAAAUAGGGUUACGUAACAAUUUUUGAGGUACUACUACAAGAGAGAAAGAGUAUAGUUUGCGCUUGGAGAGGAGUUUUCGGGUUUAGGGUUCGCUGUAAGCAAACACAUUGUGGCACAUUGCUGCUGCCUCCCAGCCAUGAGCUCUGCCGAAUUGUUUUCUUACGAAGGGAAAGUGAAAAAGGAUCUCUCUUAGUUCCGCUGAAGGAAAGCAAACCAAUGUCGUCGGGAGCUCCAAGUGUCUAUGAAAAUAAAUUCUUUUGUCGUUGUGUAUGUGCCAUUGAAAGAAAACAAAAUAAAAUCGCGUUGCGUUUCAUACAAUAGAGAAAAUAAUCGAUAAAUAUCCCGGUUUGAGAAUUUCCCGCUUAACACCAGACUGGAGAAGAUUGAGCGAUUUCGGGUGGUGUAUCGACGACGGGGGAUUCAAAGAACGGCUCUCAGAAACUCGCAUCAACUUCUGUUUCAGCGUUUCAACUGGUGGAAUGAAAAGACUUGCGGAACAUUAUCAAAGGAUUGAAAAGUCACACACCAACGAAUACAUCCUCCCCAGCUUCCGCUGUGUGACCAGUUCCUGAAUAGGAAUAAAAAAGGACGCCAGAGAGAGCGCAAAGUGACAAAAGCUCAACGUGGCAUUAAUGAUAUACGAGCGAAGCACUGUUCCAGCGACAAAGUCUAUUGCUGCGUUGUCGUCGAGUAUCGUCCUUCAAAUGUGGGGGAGUAGGUGUUUGUUAGAGGGAUUGUGUUAAGUGCGGUUGUGUGUUAUUCGCGAUCAUUAUUAUUCUCGGCUGUGGCUCUGAGUUGUGUGAAAUCUGAUAUCGUGCCCCUUUGUGUCGGAUUGUUCAGUUUUAAUUUUCAGACAGGAUAAAUAUACGCGCCCUAGCGCGCAAGAGGCAGCUGUCUACGAGCUGCUGGGGAAAAAAUGUUUCCAAAGUAGAGUGGUCCCAACCCACGAGUGAAGUGUGUUAGAAGGGCAGAUAAAAAAAAGCUCACCAUAAAGUGUAAUUUUUUGUAUUUCCCGGUAUUUUCUCCUCGUAAAAGUGUUCCCCAUCGUCCCGUAACCGAAGGCAGUUUUCAAGCGUAUUCAGCGCAAAAUAAGGCUGAUAUUAAUAAUCGUACAGACGUGGCGUUAUCAGGCCCGGACCAAAUAAAGCACAAUGGAUGGGACAAUCUCGACGACAACAGAGACUAAUCCGGCAGGCACCAAUCUGCCAACCUCGAGUGUACUCCUGCCGGACGAAGUUCUCGAGAAGCUGUACCGGAGCUACACACUCAAGCAGAAGCGUGUUGCCUUUGGGUGCUAUCUGGCGGCUUCCAUACUGUUUGAUUUAUGGGCCAUCCUGGUGCCGCAAGGACAGGGCUGGGAAAGCAUAGCGGUGACGAGUGUUUUCCUAACGCUGAACAUCAUACUAGUACUGUUGCUGCGGUUCUGUGGCAAAAGCCGAUUUCGUAGGUGCAUCUGGGAGGUGGCCCCACACGCCGCCUGGCUAUUGGCGAUCAAGCAGCUCUUCCUGCAAUUGUUCCUUAAAGGAACCGUUACACCGAGAGAUUCCCUCGGAUGGGCUGUGCUGCUCAAUUUUUUAGUGUACGUAACGCUGCCGGUGCUGCUGAAAUACACUGGUAUUCUGCUGGGACUCGGUUCCUUCAUAACCUACAUCAAUGCCAUCAUUGGGCUGGCCAAGAAGGAAAACUAUUUCUGGGAACAGCAAAUAGCGAAUAUACUGCUGCUUGUCGCUGCGACGGCCAUCGGACUGCUGUUCUACUUUCUGGCGGAAGCGAAACAACGAAGAGCUUUUCUUGAAGCGAAACAAGGCCUAGAGGUGAAGAUGCUGAUCGAGGAACAAUCCGCUGAACAGGAACGUCUUCUGCUAUCGGUCCUGCCGGAGCACGUCGCGGUGAAAAUGCGACAAGAUCUGGGAUCAACAAACUCUGAACAGUUCAAGAAAAUCUACAUGAGCCGUCACGAAAAUGUCAGCAUCCUCUAUGCAGACAUCGUCGGAUUCACCGCCAUCUCGUCCACCUACUCGGCCCAAGAUCUGGUAAAAAUUUUAAACGAACUUUUUGCCCGUUUCGAUCGCUUAGCGGAGAAAUACCAACAAUUAAGGAUAAAGAUCCUGGGCGAUUGCUACUACUGCAUCAGUGGAGCUCCCGUGGAACGACCGGACCACGCUGUCCUAUGCGUACACAUGGGGCUCUCAAUGGUGAAAGCCAUCAAAUAUGUUCAGCAAAAUACCAACUCGCCGGUCGAUAUGAGAGUGGGCAUUCACACGGGUGCCGUACUGGCUGGGAUACUGGGCCAGCGGCAGUGGCAGUUUGAUGUUUACUCGAAGGACGUCGAAUUGGCCAACAAGAUGGAAUCCAGCGGGAAGGCAGGACGGGUUCAUCUGUCGGAGAAAACGUUGAGCUUCCUCAACGGGGAGUUUGAGGUGGAGCCCGCAUACGGGGAAAAGCGCGAAGAAGCACUGCGAAUAGCUGGUCUCAAGACCUAUUUCAUUACCAAAGUAUUGAAACCGUUCUGCCCCGCCGAGCAUAGGAUGAACGGUUCUGCUGAUCCCAAGGACGUUGUCAUAGAACCGGAUGGGCCGUCGGAAAUACUCAACGACGAGGAUGGGUUGAAGACGCCAGCCGAUGAGGAAUCCAACGCCGGGCUCGAUGAUAAGGAAUCCAACGCCGCAGAGGACUACAAGGUACGGCUACGCAAGGAGCUGGUUAGCCGCGAUGGCUACCGGGAGAUUUACAAGGACAUCGACCUGCUGCUUCGGUUCAAGGACAGCGAGAUUGAGCAGGCUUACGCGCAGUACCGUCAACCGCACAGCUCGAUUCCACUGCUGGCGGCCCUCAUCGUGCAGUUCACCGGAAUUGUUUUCUCUGUCCUAGUUCUUCCACGGACUUCCUUGCAUUUUGAAAUAGUUAUCCCACCGCUGGUGAUUAUUUUCAUUCUGGUGUUCAUCUCGGUUGCGGAAAGUUUUCCCGGGAUUCUGCCAGCUUUCAUCACAUUGAACAGCAAACGUUUCAAUGACUCUGUCGGAAUACGCAAAUCAACUGCAAUAGUAAUCGUUCUGCUAAUAGGAAUAUCGAAUGCUAGUGACAUGCUGGCAGCCGCUGGUAGAACCCCGCAGCAACUGAACAUCACCAAUGUGUCAUUCCUGUCCAGCGAGAUGCAUCCGUCGUCCAUCUGUCUGUUUCCGUCGUAUUUCAGCAAUUUCACCGUACUCAUCCUGAUUGUCGUAUCCAUCGUCACGCAGUUGUCCCAUUUAAGCAAGAUAGCGCUGAUGAUCAUUAUAGCCGCCAUCCACUGUUACAUCAACGUUUUCCACCUGGAUGAAGCCUUCCGGAACGAGGAUUUCGAGAUUUUGAAUGUGUUUCCUCUUAAAUACACACUUUCGGCUCUGCUGGUUGCCGUAACGAUCGCCCUGUCACUGCUGGCUCGGCAUAUUGACAAAGUGGAUCGGGUGAUUUUCAUGUGGAAGACGGAAGUCAGCGACCAGAAGGAGAAGGCGAGCGAUAUGCGAAGGCGAAAUGAGGCUCUGGUGUAUAACGUGCUUCCGAUGCAUGUGGCUGAGCAUUUCAUGGGUAAUCGGAAACGGCCUCACGACGAGCUGUAUUCCCAAAGUUACGCCGAAGUGGGCGUACUGUUCGCCAGCAUGCCCAACUUUUCCGACUUCUACUCCGAAGAGACGGUCAACAAUCAAGGGUUGGAGUGUUUGCGUUUUCUUAACGAGGUGAUAUCGGAUUUUGAUGCGCUUCUUGAAUUAUCCCAGUUCCAAGACAUAAUCAAAAUUAAGACAAUCGGUUCCACGUAUAUGGCUGCCAGUGGCUUGAACCCCUCACGCAUUGUGAAACCAGAGGAUUCAAUCGCCGUGCGAUGGGCCCAUCUUUCCCUGCUUGUUGAAUUCGCACUGAAUUUGAAGAGCGCGCUGAAAUCAAUCAACGAACAAUCAUUCAACCAUUUCGUACUUAAAAUGGGCAUCAAUCACGGUCCGAUAACGGCAGGUGUUAUUGGCGCUAGAAAGCCCCAUUACGACAUUUGGGGAAACACAGUGAAUGUGGCCUCCCGAAUGGAGAGUACAGGCAAAGCGGGAGCUAUCCAGGUAACUGAAGAGACCUGCCAAAUUCUGCAAACAUUUGGAUACACAUUCGAGCAACGAGGCUUGGUGGCUGUGAAAGGUAAAGGACAACUAAUGACAUACUAUUUGCAACAGAAGAAGAAUGCUUCCCCGAUCCUACCGGUUACCACAAUGGAAACCGUUCAAGAGGUUGAAGAACCCAAAGAAUCCCCACCAGCUCUACAAACUGGGUCACCUGCCCAUCAGAUCACCUCGGUUUCCUCCAGCACUACCAGUCCGAACAGUGUGCGACUGAAUCAAGAAUAUGUAGAGAUGAAGGUGAGUAGUGUCUCGAAUGCUGUAGCUACGAGUGGGCUGCAGCAAAAUGCUCCUCAUGCCGAUGAGCAUAAGCAACAGCAGCAACAGCAGUCGUUCGGAGGCAUAACUGUGACAGACAAGGAUUCGAAAACGGAUGAUGGAACGAAACCAGUGUUCAAUGGUGAACCCGAGGAAGCUGAUGUGAAAACUCCACUUCUGAAAGAUAAAAAUAGCACUAACGCCAAUCAUUUUAGCGAAGGCGAGAAAGACGCACUGCUAGAGAAUAGUAAUUAAGAAUCUCGCAAUCUAGAUUACGUAGUAUUAGUUCAUAGGAUCGUAAAACACUGGAUGGGAAUAUGAGGAACAACCGUUAGGUUCAUUAAUCCACGAGAACUUCGGGCUAAUAUUUUGGCUGUUGGCAAACCAUUUCCCACACAGUGCGCACACGGAAAGAUAAUCAUGCUCGAGGGAUAGUGCUCUAGUUUAGCAGAAAAAACACUAAUAAAUGUGCUACCUUGGAAUGUAAGUAGAGUAUAGAAGAACAAUAACUUGUAAACAUAGAUAUCUUAUAGAGUAGAAUGUGAAUGCUAGCAAACGAACGAAUGAACGAUCGAUGAUAGUUUUAAUGGGUUUAGAUUAAUUUGAAAUUAUACCUUGAGUUUACACUUACCCUAUUGCGAUAUUAUGAACAUGACGAAAGACUGCCGUAAACUAGGUUUUACUCCAUUUCUACAUUUUUCACGGAUCCGUUAGAUGUAGCUCUCACUGUGUGUGCUUUUCACUUCAUCUCGAGCAAUAGGUGAUAUUUUUUUGCACAGACGUACAAUGUUGCAGGCAUAAUUCAAUGUAAAAUGAAAAUAUUCCACCGAACUAAAAAAAAUCAUUGAUAUUUGGUAUCACAUAGGCAUUUGUACAAAAAUAAAGAAAACUACACAAUGUAAUCCAAACUUACCACAUUCGGAAAAUAUUCACAUUUGUAGUUCGAACGAAAACAACAUAUCUAUCAGCAGAAAAAAAGGAUUUUCCGACCGCUAAAUCAUACAACACAAGUCGUCUGAUGUACAAAUUGAGUUUCUGCAAUAUGUUCAGUAUUGACAUAGAAGACAAUGACAUUAUCAUCCAACCAAGAACACCUGUUUUUGUGUUCCUGAACUAAGCAACAAUAGCAAUAAUUGCACAUAUUGCAACAAACGCCAUUAACAACGACUCAUAUGUUCACUUCUCGUAACUAAGCAUCCUGCACUAUCACUUCAUUCAACAGUUUCACCUAUACUUUGUUAUGUUUACGAAAUCUGAGUACAAAUCGUUAACUAAUUCCAAAACAAAAAGAGAACACUUUUUACUGUUUGUAUCGAUGACACGGGAAAGAAAUAGAUUUUUAACGUGAACACAUUUCUAUUGUUGACCAUAGCAAACAUGACCUACCGCUGUUAGAAGCUGCUGAAAAUGUAAUGUAGCUAUAACAAAAAAGUAUAACAUCAAAGCAACCAAAACCACAAACACAAAAAACAAUGUAAGUAAGGCUAAGUAAAACGUGAGUGAUAUUCUCGUAAUA
Toxorhynchites rutilus septentrionalis is the source of this 6403-nucleotide messenger RNA. It is a transcript of the gene Ac3, whose product is annotated as adenylate cyclase type 3. The transcript has 21 exons. The record is from RefSeq and is a predicted model, not a curated record. Lineage: Eukaryota; Metazoa; Arthropoda; Insecta; Diptera; Culicidae. Gene Ontology annotation, molecular function: adenylate cyclase activity. Gene Ontology annotation, cellular component: plasma membrane. Gene Ontology annotation, biological process: adenylate cyclase-activating G protein-coupled receptor signaling pathway; cAMP biosynthetic process; intracellular signal transduction. Bases 1642 to 5142 code for a protein of 1166 amino acids.